This is a messenger RNA of Chelmon rostratus (copperband butterflyfish), 977 nucleotides long. RefSeq names its product TLC domain-containing protein 5-like. The coding region runs from base 127 to 858 and encodes 243 amino acids. Lineage: Eukaryota; Metazoa; Chordata; Actinopteri; Chaetodontiformes; Chaetodontidae. The transcript has 3 exons. The record is from RefSeq and is a predicted model, not a curated record. Gene Ontology annotation, cellular component: membrane.
CUGAGCUUCAGUCUUUGUGCCUUUUCUGCAGCAGGAACAGUGAUGGAGGCCAGGGCCGCGUCCCACUGCCGGAGCCUCGUCUCCUGGAUCUGAGGACGGCCGAGAGGACCAGGGGUCACGACAGCCAUGCCGGUGCUGGAGGUGAUCUGCAGCCUGAUUGGCUGGUUCUGUCUCUACCUGUUGUUCUGCUGCGCCUUCGCUCAGCGGGGGCCUGAGUGGAACUGCCGGCUCGUCACUUUGAUCCACGGGGUGGUCAUAGUGCUGCUGACGGCGUACGUCAUCUUCAUAGACGGCCCCUGGCCCCUCACACAUGCAGGCACAGAAAACACCGAGCUCCAGACCUUCUCCCUGGCCGUCUGCUUGGGCUACUUCCUCUUCGACAUGUGCUGGUGCGUAUGCAACCGCAGCGAGGGCCCGGUCAUGAUGGCCCACCACGCCGCCAGCAUCGCGGGCAUCCUGCUGGCUCUGCUCAUGGGAGCGUCGGGCUGCGAGACCUGCGGCGUUAUCUUCGGCAGCGAGAUCACCAACCCCCUGCUGCAGACCCGCUGGUUCCUCCGCCGGCUGGGCCUGUACGACGGCCUGCUGGGCGACGCCGUGGACCUGCUCUUCAUUUUCCUGUUCGCCACCGUGCGAGUGGGAGUGGGCACGGCGAUGUUCUACUGCGAGCUCACGUCCCCCAGGACCACGCUGGUCAUGAAGCUCGGCGGCGUGGUCAUGUACGGACUGGCCUGGGUGUUCAUGGUGGACAUAGCCCGGUUUGGCUACAAGAAGAGUCGGGCCAAGUACAAAAGGUGGCUGGAGAACCACAAGGUCGACACACAGAAACGGGAUGAGGGGAUUCACCUUAAAGACAGUUAAACUCACAGCUGCUAUCGUCUUUGUGCUGUUUCCAGUUGAGUAGAUGUUAAAAAGGAUUAUACCAUGGUCUGGGUGAAUACUCGAUUCUGAUUGGCUGCAGAGUGUCCGUUAAAAAGUGU